This is a messenger RNA of Fonsecaea monophora, 591 nucleotides long. RefSeq lists its product as hypothetical. The record is from RefSeq and is a predicted model, not a curated record. Lineage: Eukaryota; Fungi; Ascomycota; Eurotiomycetes; Chaetothyriales; Herpotrichiellaceae. Bases 1 to 591 code for a protein of 196 amino acids. The transcript is spliced from 2 exons. Gene Ontology annotation, molecular function: catalytic activity.
AUGGCGCUCCCCAAGGCUCCCAUCCUCUUCACCAAGCCGCGCACCGCGCUGGCCGACCCCUACCCGGCCGUGAUCCCCAUCCCCAAAGCCGCGCAGGAUGGCACCUCGGACUACGAGGCCGAGCUGUGCGUGGUGAUUGGUAAGACUGGGCGAGACAUCCCCGAGGACAAGGCCCUCGACUACGUGCUGGGAUAUACCUGCAGCAACGACGUCUCGGCGCGGACCAUGCAGAUGUUGACCACCCAAUGGUCCUUCUCUAAGGGGUUGGAUGGAAGCUGUCCGCUGGGACCCGUGCUGGUGACCAAGGACGCGAUCGCCGACCCGCAGAGCCUGAAGAUCAAAGCGAUAUACAACGGACAGGUCGUGCAGGACGGGAACACAAAAGACAUGAUCUUCCCCAUCGCCAAGCAGAUCAGCUACCUCUCGCAAGGCACGACGCUGGAAGCCGGCACCAUCUUCCUGACCGGCACGCCCGCGGGCAUUGGCUUCUUCCGCAACCCGCGCGUGGUCCUCGAGCACGGCGGCGACAUCCGCGUCGAGAUCGAGAAGAUUGGCACCCUGGUCAACAAGGUGCGGUAUGAGGAGUGGUGA